AUGAACUUUAUCUUCAAGUCGAAAUCGCGCACGCCGCAGGAGCUGGUCCGUCACUUGCGCGAUACCAUCCUGCGUCUCGAGUCCUGCUCCCCCCUCGGCGGCAGUAGCUCGUCCAACUCGCUCAACAAUCACUACGCCGGUUCCGGCGCCUCGUCCUCUUCGUCCUCCGGCGCUUCUGCAGCCGGCUCUUCCUCCUCGUCAGGAAUCACUUCGUCCAGUUCUGGCGGUGGCAGUGGCGGGUCUUCGUCAGAAGCGAAGCGCAAAGCGGUCGACGAGAUCUCCAAGACACUUUGUCAGAUCAAGACCAUCCUCUUCGGCGAUGGCGAUGCGGAUCCGCAGCCGGAGCUCGUAGCCCAGCUCGCGCAGGAAGUCUACUCGCACGACGUGCUACAGCUCCUCGUGGCGCACAUCUCCAAAUUCGAAUUCGAAGCCAAGAAGGAUGUCUCGCAGAUCUUCAACGUGCUGCUGCGUAGGCAGAUCGGCAGCCGCUCCCCCACCGUCGAGUACCUCGCCACGCGGCCGGAGGUGAUCUUUUUGACACUGCGCGGGUACGAGAACCCGGACGUCGCGCUCAACACGGGAAUGAUUCUGAGGGAGAUGCUGCGUCACGAACAACUCGCCAAGAUCCUGCUGUACAGUGACCGAUUCUACACAUUCUCCGACUACAUCGAAACGACGACGUUCGGCAUCUCGUGCGAUGCCUUUAGCAAUUUCAAAGAGACCUUGACUCGCCACAAAGCCAUGGUCGCCUCGUACCUCGAAUCGCACUACGACCGCUUCUUUGCCACAUACACCACGCUGCUUCAGUCGCCCAACUACGUGACGAAACGUCAAUCGCUCAAGCUCCUGGGCGAAAUCCUGCUAGACCGCACCAACUUUACCGUCAUGACGCGCUACAUCAGCUCGGAGGACAACCUCAAGAUGAUGAUGAACCUCUUGCGCGAUAGGAGCAAGAACAUCCAGUUCGAGGCGUUCCACGUGUUCAAGGUCUUCGUCGCCAAUCCAAAGAAACCGCCGCAGAUCGAGAACAUCUUGCGGAGGAACAGCGAGCGCCUGGUCAAAUUCCUUAGCGAGUUCCACAACGACAAGGACGACGAGCAGUUCGUCGACGAGAAGCAAUAUGUCUUGCAGAUCAUCGAGGCGACGGGCAAGAGUGCCGUCGGCGGGCCGGCGACGGGAGGUGGCGCAAGCGGCGCCGCCGGUGGGGGCGCCGCGAUCGGUGCCAAGUAG
This is a messenger RNA of Sporisorium graminicola, 1230 nucleotides long. RefSeq lists its product as uncharacterized. The record is from RefSeq and is a predicted model, not a curated record. NCBI's taxonomy places the organism in Eukaryota, Fungi, Basidiomycota, Ustilaginomycetes, Ustilaginales, Ustilaginaceae. Bases 1 to 1230 code for a protein of 409 amino acids. Gene Ontology annotation, biological process: intracellular signal transduction. Gene Ontology annotation, molecular function: protein serine/threonine kinase activator activity. The transcript has a single exon.